UAAUUUCCAGCAGGUUACGGUGCAUUCGUACAUUCCCUUGAACUUGGAAAUGACAGGGCAUACAAGCCAUAGGAAACAAGUGGCACUUGAGUGCCUGUGUCGUUCGUUCGUGCGUUACAGUGAAAGAAAAUCUAACAAUAAUGUUUAUUGGUCACUUUCUACCAAUCGUCUGCGCUCUUCAUAAUUCAGUACUACUGCCAAGUUGGACGAGAAUCUUUUUUGACAUUAUGCCCAAAGUUUACCAUUCAGCGAAACUGUAACAAGGGUUGUUGGCGAACAAUGUCUUUCAUAUAUAAUCCUGAAGUCAUGAGAAAACCAUGACCAUCAUCUGAGCACCAAUAAAGCCUUAUGCAUGACCGGCAUGACAGAUUACAAUUCGAAACCAGUUGGCAAAACUGUUGAGUUGUUUACAUCAACAUGGCGGAAUACGGGGAAGGGACAGAAGGGCGAAGAAAGUGGUUCAUCCCGCUGGAGAAGACGAUCCUGACAGCCCUGGUCGAGCAACAGAAAUCGAUCGUCGAGUCAAAGAAAAGAGACGGGGCUUCCAAUAGAGAGAAAGAGAAGGUGUGGGAGGUGAUCGCCGCCCAGUUCUCAGCUCAUCCGUCCACACAACCGAGGACGAGCCGUGAGCUGAGGCGCUGCUGGGAGAAUAUGAAAGCGAGAGCUAAGAAGGCUCUGGAGAGUGAUCGAACAAGAGAAGGAUCUGAAGACAAUAGAAGCAUUGGUUCAGCUGUGACACCAGAAGUGGAAGCAGUGCUGAAUGUCAUCAGCCCAUAUGAUGAUGUGAAGAAUGUUGUGGUAGAUCCACAAGAUAUAGUGCCAGAUUGUUUAAUGCCAGAAGCCUCAGCAACAACAAACUCCAAUAUCAGAAUGGAGAAUUUUCAGACCAGUCAGUCAUCUGCUUCUGACACCUCCCAGAACUGUGACCAGCCCUCUUAUUAUGAAAAGCCAAAUGCUGACUUAACUGCCAACAUAGGACCUUCAAGGCGAACAAGAAAACAAAAAAUGGAUCAGUUAUGUGAUCAAGAUAUCUUAUUAGCUCAGUUGCAAAUGCAGCAAGCACAAUUGUCAAUAGAAAAUUUAAGACUGGAGAGGAAAACACUUCAGGAACGAUACCAGCAACAAAGGGAAGCUCAUGAAUGGCAGAGAGCACAGCAUGAAGCCAACCUGAAUUUAGCCAUGUUGCAAAUCAAAUUUUGGGAAAAGAAAACUGGAUAUGGUGAUAUGGAAACAUGAACUAGGGGCAGGAAAUAUUCUGGGGGAAAAUUUCCCUGAAAGGAUCUAUUGAUCUUUGAAUUAUUGAAUAUUGGAAGUAUUAGCAGCAGUUAUGACAGUCAGAUUUAUUGGCAGUACCUGAGUUAAUCAUGAUCUUAUACUAAAUGUAAUGAAAGUUAUUUAAAUGUUUUAUUUUAUAUAUGGUUUGUAAUAGUUUAAAUUUGCUGAAAAUUUUACCUGUUGACAACAAAAAUGAGUAUGAUAAUUUGUUGCACAUUGUAUAUCUUUUGAUACUUUAACCAUUAUAGUUUUAAUAAGAAAAUAUAUAAGAAUAGAAAAAAUAUAUAUACAAAUACAUAUAUUUUUGUUAUAUUAUGCAUUGUAAUGUGUACAGGAUGAAAUCCAGAAACUGUGUAAUGGAUCAUAGUUGUUCACAAAUUAGCUUUACUUCUAAAGUUAGAAGGUAAUGAGUGAUUAUUUACACUAUGAUGCUAAUAACUGGGAUAUGUAGUGAUAUUCAGCAAUAUAGAAUUACAAAGACCUAGGAAGAGCUGCCAUCUCUGUGAAUGAGGGAGGCAACAUUACUCCCCUGACAAGCUCAGGGUGACUGGUGCUUACACAGAUAAACAUAUUUGAGACUAUAAUGGUAAAUGAUGCUUAUUCAAGAUACCUCAAGAACUUAUAAUUACCAGAAGCAUUUCAUCCAGAUAAUCAGAAGUGUACCCUACCUCAGAAUAAAGGUGACUUCUACAAUAUUAGGUAAUAUGAUAUCACUUUUAACUACUUAAUUCCUUCACUGUAGAUUAUUGAAAAUGCUGUUGCAUCUUCCAUGUUAUCUAUCCCUUCAAAAGGCAGUGAUUGUGAUUAGACAAAAGAUGCAAUGGUGAAGUUUCAGGCACCUAGGUCAGUGUUCACAAAAGGUCAUAGAAUUUUCUUUGACAAAUGUAAAGGUUGUCCAAAAAAGUCUUUGACUUGUGUGGAAAACAUCCAGAUCUGAAUCAUAGACAAAAAGUUGGGUGUCAAGGACAUUAUCGUGAGGAGUCCUAGACAAAAUCUUGGAGUCAAAUAUGUUUUUCAUGUCAAAGACAUUUUGAAGCUUAUGAUCUUUCAUGAAUACUGCCCUGAGAUCUGUUAUGAAUGUGCAGCCAGACCAGAUAUACAAUGACUUUUAUAAUACUGGUACAACAAAAAUAACAGUGCAUGUUUUGCUUUAGAUAUUGUCAUUUGAGUGAUAUGUUAUUGAGAAGGCUUACUCCUGAGGAACGAUGAAAUUGCUAUAUAUUAAGUUUUAAAAUGAUUCCAAAGGACUUUGUGAUUCAGCAGAUAUGUUUUUUUUUUUUUUUUUUUUUUUUUCUGAAUUUAUAUGAGAAGUGGUCACAUCUGCUGUUUCAUAUUUAGACAAUUCCUUUAUAUAGUGCUAAAAUAAGUCUAAUUGGUCAAUUAAGCUCAGUUACCUAGUGUGUUUAAUUUGAUACUAGUACACUUCAAAUGAUUUAUGAUUAUUGAAGUUUACAGCCGUCAUCUAUUUUUGUCUAUAAAGUUCUUCAUAUUUGUGUCUUUGUUAUGUAUAUAUCUUAGUAUACCAUUUUUGUGUAUUUUUAUAUACAUAUAUUUUAUUAUGAAUUUUUUUAUAUAAUUAUGUGUAUUUAUUAUGGUAGGUGCAGUUUUUAUGCACAUUUAUGUUUCUUCCUUUCUCCUUUUUUGUUAAACCUCCACAGGUGAUAUUUGGUAAAGUGCAGAAGCUAUGUGACUUAUGAUAAGGUUUAUGUUCUGAUGAAGCCAGUGUAAGCUUAAAAUGUCUUCAUCCAGAAAGACAUUAACAACACCCAUUGUAGCUUAACAUGCUCAGAGCACUUAAAGCUGCCUGUAUUUAGGCAAGGUUACUCAAUACAGUAUUUGUAAAACACUAGCAACACAGAUUAUUGGUUGUUUACCCUCAAGAUUGCAUGGCUGAUUGGGAGUUACAACAUGCUGCUACUUCCCAGUAUUAUGAGAGGGUAUCACAUUACAUGUUAAUAGCCCAAAUAAAAGUUAGAAUUUAAAAUACAAAAAAAAAAACGUUCCUACAAAAUGCUUUCUGCUAUAUGCAUAGCGCUUUUGCACCACUUUUGUACCAUUCUAAAGUACAGAACAUUUUGAAUCAUCAUUAGAUAGGGACAUUGUACUACAAACUUCAAAUUGCUUGGCAAUUACACACAAGGAAACACAAGUACACACAAUUUUAAGCAAGAAACACACACAAACUUAAAAUCAAAUAAUCUGUUACCCACUUACAUAUUUUCACCACCCCAACAACACAUGCAUGUAUGCAAAUGAACUUGAACAGACAAACAGAAAUAAACUUACUAGCUGUUUAGAUAUUGUGGGGCCACAAAGAAUACCAUGGAAAUACUAAUUUACAAAACUAAUAUAUAAAUAAAUUGCUUCCCUGUCAUGUAAUCAAAAUUUUACAUUAUAGAUUAUUAUUGAUAGCUUAUGUAAGCAUAUUUUAAAGAUGAAAUUGAUUUUGACACACUUUACUGCCAGUGCAAUAGUGUUAAGUUAAUCCUUGAAGAAGGAUAGUGUAUGAAUAUUGGAGUCUGUAUGAAAUGGUUUGUGAUAAUAAUAGAUGUAUGUGAUUUUUUCUUCAUUUUCGUCUAUAGUGAAGAGAUGAACUUUUCUCUGUUAUAUGGAAAAUAUGUCAAAUAAAAUGCUAUUCAUGUUUGUUUAGUAAACAUGAGUUUCGUCCACUUUUUUCUAAGAAAUGUCUGUGAUAAGACAGUUCGUAUGUACUUAGUCAUUAAUAAAUAUAUAAUGGGAA
Molecule: messenger RNA, 4015 nt
Organism: Penaeus vannamei (Pacific white shrimp)
Lineage: Eukaryota; Metazoa; Arthropoda; Malacostraca; Decapoda; Penaeidae
Product: myb/SANT-like DNA-binding domain-containing protein 3
Source: RefSeq, a predicted model, not a curated record